Daphnia magna is the source of this 630-nucleotide messenger RNA. RefSeq names its product secreted RxLR effector protein 161-like. The coding region runs from base 1 to 630 and encodes 209 amino acids. NCBI's taxonomy places the organism in Eukaryota, Metazoa, Arthropoda, Branchiopoda, Diplostraca, Daphniidae. The transcript has a single exon. The record is from RefSeq and is a predicted model, not a curated record.
AUGACUGACUGCAAACCCACGUCUCUUCCUGCUAAUCCAAAUAACCGACCCUCUCCAACAAUGGCACCAAAGUCAGAGGAAGAACGCCUUCAAAUGGAGAAGACACCAUUACGUGAAGCAAUCGGAUCACUCAUGUACUUGAUGGCAACGACUCGGCCUGAUAUUGCCCUGGCAGUUAAUCAAGUGGCUGCGUUUGUGUCCAACCCAGGACCAGACCAAUGGGAAGCGACAAAACAAAUUUUCUCCUACUUAGCUGGGACAGCUAAUUACGGGAUUUUCUAUGGAGGUCCAAUGUUGUGCAAUGAAUCUUCACCACUACACGGCUUCACGGAUGCCAACUUCGCUGAAGAUCUCGUCGCAUGCAAGUCAACGACCGGAAUUCUCUUCACUUUCCAUGGAGGUCCAAUCUCUUGGGGUAGCAGACUGCAGCAGGCCACAGCACUAUCAACGACUGAUGCUGAGUUCUAUGCUGCCUCGGAAGGAACAAGAGAAACCGUGUGGCUAAAGGCGCUCUUGACUGAAUUAGAUGUUAACGUUGGCAAAAUUCCCAUCCAUUGUGAUAGCAGGUGUGCCAUUAGUAUCAUUGAAGAUCCAGAGAAUCACCAACGGGUGAAACACAUUGAAGUUUAA